This is a messenger RNA of Oryzias melastigma (Indian medaka), 2300 nucleotides long. RefSeq names its product heterogeneous nuclear ribonucleoprotein U-like protein 2. Lineage: Eukaryota; Metazoa; Chordata; Actinopteri; Beloniformes; Adrianichthyidae. Bases 138 to 2027 code for a protein of 629 amino acids. Gene Ontology annotation, molecular function: protein binding. The transcript has 11 exons. The record is from RefSeq and is a predicted model, not a curated record. Gene Ontology annotation, cellular component: membrane.
CCGUUAGCCAAUCAGAAUCAAGAUUUUACGAUGACCCAUGUUUUGAGUCGAGGUGUUUAUUUUCUGCCAGUUUUCUUUUAGACUUAGCUUUUUAUUUUAAACAAGGCUUCUAUUUUAAUUCGUUUUGCGUUUUAGAAAUGAAGCUGGCAGAUAUUAAAAAGCUAAAAGUGACCGAGCUGCGGUCCAGACUUGUAGAACUCGGCUUGGACAGCAAAGGUCUGAAGGCAGAGCUCGUGGACAGACUGUGGGCUGCAGGCGGAUCAGGUCAGGAUGGAGACUCUGCAGAAGCGGGGAAGGAGCUGGACUGGACGGUAGCAUCGACGCCGCUAGAAGUCCAGGAGAAGUCCUCCUCACAGCCAGCGGAAACUGGUGUCACUGCGCCGUGUGAAGUAGACCGUGGUAGGAGGUUCACAGACUGCGCCACACAGACGGAACCUGACUCAAAUCCACAAUCGGUGCUGCCCGUCUGUGGUUCUGAGGGGAAGCCCACCCGGCAGGCUGAGGGUCCACAUGCAGAGGAUCCAGGAGAGCACGAAGAUCUGGGCAGGGGAAGAGCUUUCUAUGAGUUUAAAGAGGAGAUUCGAUACAAAAGAGCCAAAUCGCCACAGGCUGCACAAGAGAAAGAGGUUGCUGAGCAACACAACAAAGAUACUCUCAGGUUUGAUCCAUAUGACUGUCACCUCCAUUUUGAAGUGGGUCCUGAUGGGUGCAGUGGGCAGCCGCGCUUCUGGGAUCGUUUUCCUUUGCUGUGGUCAGGCUGCAGGUUCACCCACGGGGUGCAGCAGGGCAUGGUGGGGUUUGAGGUCAGAGUGGAAAGGAUGGUACUGACUUCACAAGCAGGAGAUGGAGAGGUCAGGGAUCCUUUUGGUUUGAGAGUUGGCUGGUCGGUGGCUGACAGCUCUCUGCUGCUGGGUGAAAAUGAGCUCUCUUUUGCUUAUGAUGGACGAGGAAAAAAAGUUCUGGGUGGAAAAGAAGAGACGUUUGGAGAGCCUCUCACCGAUGGCGACAUCAUAGGCUGUUAUGCUUCUUUCUCUGCAGACCACAUGGAGCUCUCUUUUCAUAAGAACGGCCGUUUGAUGGGCGUGGCCUUUUCCUUAAGCGUCUCCAGGCUGCGUGGUCGCGCUCUGUUUCCUCACGUUCUGUGUAGGAGCUGCUCUGUCCGAUUGUUUUCCGAUCCCGCCGCUCCUGAAUGGCAUCCUGGGCCUCCUGGCUUUACAUCGCUGACAGCUCUUCCUUCCAGGCAGAGGGCGUGCUCCUCACCAGCUCCUUCUUCCAAAGCCCAGUGUGAGGUGGUGAUGAUGGUGGGCCUUCCUGGUUCAGGAAAGAGCUUCUGGGCCCAAGCCCACAUGAAGGAGCACCCAAACAAACACUACAAACUGCUGGGAGCACAGGAGCUGCUCUCAUGUAUGAUUAGCGGCGGUCAGGAGGACAACAGGCUGCAACAGGCUUGUCAGUGUUUGACCGAGUUGAUCAAGAUCGCUGCUCAAACUCCAGGAAACUACAUCCUUGACCAGUGCAACAUCCUCUUCUCUGCACUACAUUACAAGCUGCAGCUGUUUGCAGGCUUCAGGCGCCGCGUGGUGGUCGUCUUCCCUCCAGAAGAUGAGUGGAAAAGACGACUUUUGGAACAACAGACGAAUGACAAAGAUCACAUCCCUAAGAUCGCUCUUCUGAAACUACAAGCGAGCUGCAGUCUUCCAGAGCCUCAGGCUGACCUGCAGGAGGAGCUGCAGUAUGUCGAGCUGCCGCAGGAACAAGCACAAACCCUCCUCAAGAAGUACAAAGAUGAAGCUCGGAGGCUGCUGCCCCCUAACCCCAAACGACCAAAGAAAAGGCCCCGACUGAACAAGAAGAGACCCCACCCUUACGGCCCUCCACCAUCACAUAUGAUUCAGUGGCCCAGGCUUCCUGGGUGGAAUAAUCCGUUGUUCCACACUCAAACAUGGAGUCAGCUGCAGCCAAGAUGUUGGAACACGCCUUACCAAGACCAGAGCUUCUACUUCAACAAAGGCUCGACUUGCAGCUGAUAUGAGCCUUCCUGGUGAUAACUGGUGGCAAACUGUCUUUCUGCUCCAGCAACAAUGGAUUAUUAUUUGCUAACAAGGUGGGCUGUAUCUUACAGGGAAUUGUCAACUGGUUAAAAAAAAAAAAGAAACUUUUUUUUUUCCAGAAAAAAAGUUUAAUAAAAAUCCCAGGUAUUGUACAGUCUCCAGAUGAUGACUAGCAUUUAGUAUUUGCUGUGUUUCAACAUAAAUCUUUUACAGUGUGAUCCUUAGUGGGAAUAAAACCAGCUCACGUCA